AUGCAAAAGGUUCCCGACAUCGACCCUUACAUAAAAAAACCCGGUUCUACCGCCUCAUUCCGCGACCCGCGACCACAACGCGGUAAUUCCGCUUUGACCACUCGUCUUCAAACUUCUGGUGGGCAAGCCCCAAUUCAUUCUCCACUACAUAUCACACCACGGAGCACAGCGGAACGGUGUCCAAGGUCCUGGAACGGACAGGACUUCCCGGGUGUCGACCUACUGCAGUUCCUGGUUCGUUCCGAAUCGCGAUCCCCCAGAAGCCCAAGCAGUGCGGUCCUGGGACCCCAACUGCGGUUAGUCAUAAGGAGGGCCUUGCGUGCGAGGAACGGUACAGACCACCCCUCACACCGCCGUUCAAUAACACCUCCCGCAAAUCAGAUGAAGAAGGAUUCCAAUGACGUCUACGAGGACGUGGCUGCCAUGGACUACACCAAGCAGCCGGCCACCGUCCAUAUCGAGAACACCGCCGACGACAAUCUGGUCGCCGUCGAGGCGUCUCAGAACGUCCUCAAACUCACGGAUCUCAAGUGGUCCACAUGGGGAGCCGUGCUCGCCAUGUUCGUCACUAGCUUUGGAACGAACUCGUCGUACAUUCUCAUUAUGAACACCACGGCUGCUGUUGGCGCCGCAUACCAUGACACCACAACUGUCUCGUGGUACGGAACGGCAUACGGUCUUGCUCAAGUUUCCGCCUUGCUUUUUGCAUUUAGCCUCUCGGACAUCAUGGGCCGCAAGCCAUUCUUUAUUAUCGGACUUGUAAUUUCCAUUGCCGGCCACGUCGUCGGACUUGCUGGCCACAACGGGACGCAUGUCAUCGUCGCAUGCGCGCUAAUGGGCUUUGCAUCUGGUAUGACAGGUAUCAGUGCUGCUGCUCUUCCCGAGAUUCUACCCAACAAGUUUAAACCUUUGGCUUCUGGCAUUCAGGAAAUGGCCGCAGCCCUAUGGGCCAUUUUCGGCGGCCUCUUUGGAUACCUCUUGGCAUCGGCUGGCUGGGCACGCUUGGAUUUCCUCUUUGGAGCUGUGUUGCACUCUAUUGCACUUGCUCUCAUUGUUUUCCUCUACUUCCCACCAGAAAACCCCAUUGGUCUCCCAGGUUCGAAAUGGGAGCAAGCCAGGCAUCUCGACUAUGUGGGUAUUCUCACACUCGUGUCAUCCAUGCUGCUUCUUCUUGUUUCGAUCAACCUCGGUGGAGGUACAUAUGGUUGGCACUCGCCAAUGACGUGGGGUCUGUUUGCCGGAAGCUUGGGUCUCCUAAGCAUCACCGUUGCGUGGGAAUGGGCUGGCAAGUGCAAGCUGCCCAUUGUUCCACGCGUUCUCUUCAAGUACAAGCGCAACUACGUGUGCAUGCUUGUAUGCGCCUUUGCCUCGGGGUACUGCCUCAUGGUUCAGGUUGUUUUGUGGCCUUACCUGUGCACCCACUUGUGGACGCAAGACCCCAUCAAAAUUGGCCUGAUGGUCAUUCCAUCGGGCGUCGGCAUGCUCGUCGGCAAUGUUGGAAUUUCGUACUUCACGCGGUUCAUCAAGCGGACCGACCUUCAACUUUCGGCAGCGUUUGCACUCUCUACCGCGUGUGUGGGGCUUCUCGGUGUUCUCAACGCCAACAACAUGCCUGGCGGUCUGGCACUCAGCUUCUUCAUCGGCGCCUUUAUUAGCAUGCUUCUAGUACUGGUCACAGUUCAAGUCGUCUUUGCCAUUCCGCAAGAGCAUCUCGGUGCUGGCAUGGGACUCUGUGGAGCGAUCCGAUCCAUCGGUGGUACGGUUGGUAUGACAAUCUGGUUUUCGCUCAUGUACACCAAACUUGGUCAAGAGACCUACCAAGUUAUCGACGCCGUCAUCGCUCAGGGAGUCAACGCAACCCAAGCUGCUUUGAUCGCUGGUGCUGCUAUCAAUGGCGGAGCUCCGGCAGUUGUGUCGUUGGGCUUUUCGGACGCUGUCGCCAGCGCUAUUGAUGUGGUUGUCAAAGGCGUUUGGCACGACGUCUUCCGGCUGAUUGGAAUUGUCGCCGCUAGCAUGACAGGAAUGGGUUUUAUCUGUUCUUUGGCCGCCCGCGACGUCUUUCACCUCUAUAACGACGGCCGCGCGGUCAACCUCGAUGCCGGUGAUGCGCGUCACCGUGAGGUGGUCAAGGGAACGAUCGAGGAGCAAGUCCAUGAGGCCGAUGUGCGCGUCAAAGUGUAA
Messenger RNA from Apiotrichum porosum, 2181 nucleotides. RefSeq lists its product as uncharacterized. The transcript is spliced from 5 exons. NCBI's taxonomy places the organism in Eukaryota, Fungi, Basidiomycota, Tremellomycetes, Trichosporonales, Trichosporonaceae. The record is from RefSeq and is a predicted model, not a curated record. Gene Ontology annotation, biological process: transmembrane transport. The coding region runs from base 1 to 2181 and encodes 726 amino acids. Gene Ontology annotation, molecular function: transmembrane transporter activity.